AGACCGUGUGUCAGAAGCCAUUCGUGAAUUUGAAUCUAUCCAAGAAAGACAAGAAGUGGUCCUAUGUUGUUUAAUGGCGUUAAUCUAUGCGCAUAAAAAGGCGAAGAUGAUAGACAAAGAAAGUGUACAGGAACUCGAAGCGAGAUUAAAACAAACUCGUACAAGUUGUGGUGAAAAUGCUCUCUACUUUGCUGCAAUGUUUUUAUGGCACACUGGACGUCAUGAUAAAGCAAGAGAAUAUGUGGAUAGGAUGUUGAAAAUGUCUAACGGCUCAAAAGAGGUUUGUUAUGGGAACUGUAGCCUACAAGUAGUCACGCUCUUUCCUGUAGAGGAAAAUUAUGAGAAAGCCUUUCUCCCUCAGGAGAAAGACGAGAGAAGAGGGAGUUUUGAAAAGCUAGUUUCAUCCUAGGUUUCUUGAGAGAGUAAGUUCUGAAAACCUAGUUUUCUUGAGAGAGUUCUGAAAAUCUAAUUUCAUCCUAAUUCUCUUGCAUCUCGAUGCAUCUUGCAUCUCUUGCAAAUACAAUUGCACCAGGAAAUUAGUAAUAUAUUAUGCAUAUCUCACUGCCGGCAAUUUUCAACCCAAUAUAUCUGUUGCAUGACAUGUACAGUAUUGUAGCUGUGAAAGCAAGAAACAAUUGCAAUAAUUUUUCUCACAGGCUAUAAUAUUUACAGGUACUACUUCACUGUUUUGUAAAAUGCGCUGAAAAGUUUUCAAACAUAUAUAGGGCGCAGUUCUUCGUGGUUGGAUUGAUCUUACAAGUGGGCGAGACUCUGCUCUCAAGAAAUCUGCAAAAUUUUUCGAUGAUGCUUUACAGGGGUAGGUUACAGUGUAUUAUCUUCUUGUUCAUUCGGUCAUCAAGGUUCAUGGUUCAGUUGUCAGAGCAAGCCACUGGGGAUCGAACACGCACCUUCGUCACAGAGGUUGUGGGUUCUCGCUGCGUACUGCUAAAAGUUAGAUAGUUCUUUGGGUACUGUGGUUUUCUCGCACAGGGAAAGUUGACAGGGUGCGUUAGGAUAAAAAUAAGUUACGAAUGAGGACUAUCAGAAUUUCUCUAAUGGUAAAUAUUGUGGUAAAAAUAUUAGACUAAUAUUAUGUAAUAAUGUAUAGGAAGCAUAUAAAGUCGAAAAGUUUUUCAAUUGCUAUAUCCCCCAAACCAUGCAUUGCAAACAUUGGCGUUUGAGUUGAAAACAAAACAGUUAUGUCCAUAAUUUGUUGAACCCAGCAUUCUAGAUUAAAUGCAUAUUAAAUUAGAAUUUUUAAUUUUAGGUCUGAUACUUCUCAGAAUAUUGAUGCGCUUUUGGGAAAGGUAUAGAAUAUUGAAAUAUAUCCUUAUACGUACAGUAUCUCGCAUUAUUUGAUGCUCCAACUGUAUACUAUUAGGCUUGUCUUCUUAUCCAAGAAAGCAGGGUCAAUCACGUACAGGGGUGUGACCGCUGGGCCCGACGGUCGCAGCUAUACAGUACAUAUUAGAAACAAAACAAGUUCCUUGCGUGCACAUUUUCCAGAACGUUUGGAAACAGAAGAUAUGAUAGAAUUUGACUAAUAUCUUUUUUAUAAUUCUUAUUUUAAAAUUUCUUUUUCUUUAAAUUCUCAAUCUGCUACUAGGGGUCUAUUAAUAUUUAACCGUUGUUAAUUGACUAUACAACUAGAUUUCGAUUCAUCGUUUUUCAUGAACGUCUGGAGUGUGGACAUAUCCGGUUUCAAUCAUUUGAAGUUUCUAUAGUCAUUGAUGAAAAGUUAAAAGAAAAGUCAAAACUUUAGUUGGAGAAAAUAUGAGUCACAAACGAACCAAAUCGAGUUACCCAACAACACAGUAAUUCAUGGCCCGUCUUGAUUUAACAUUUUUCAUACAGACAUUUUGCAGCCACAUUUUCAAGUUAUUGUUACGGUUCCAGUUACACAAAAAAGCAGGGACAAAAAAGUUGUCAACCUCUGGUAAAGUAUUUUGAGACGUCUUUUAAAUACAUUACCUUUUUCCAGGCGGCAUAUCUUGUUAGGAAAAACAAUUUUACAGCUGCCUUGGAGUUUAUCAAUAAGGUAAGUGGCAAACGUUGAAGUACCGUACAGAACAUAACAGAUAAACAAAAAUUUGGUUGGUAGAGAUGCAACUACCUGAAAAAUACAAGGAGAAAUUCGACGUUUAAUUUCGAGCGAAGACCCAUCGUCGGGACGUUAGUAGUCAGUGACGUGGAUCACAUAUAAAGUACGUGCAUUCGUGCUUUUUAUGCCCCACAGCACUGGAAAAAAAUUUGAAAUUCCAUAGAAGGUCAUAGUAUGGAAAUUGAAUGGAUCUUUAUUGGAAAUAGAAUGGAUUUUGGUUAAUAUCCAUAGUAAUUGUAUAUUUCGUAGUAUCGAUUUCACUUUUUUUUCCCAGUGCAGCUGGCUUUCUGUUGCUUUGUAUGCCCCCCCUCUCCGUUUUAUAGCAUCGAGUGAAAAUAUUUCGCCUUCUUAAGGUGGUCGUGUCAUAUCCUGAAUUUGAGCCUGCACUAGUGGAAAAAAUGAAAAUUCAGCUCGCUUUGCAAGACUGGGAACAGACAAUGGACGUUGCUCAGAGGUAUAUUUUGUAUAUAUUAUCCAGGAUCGCAUGAACAAAGGAUGUACUUCUUUAUAUACUGUGCAGAUAAGCCAUUGAAUGCCCCCAAACAGCUAUAAUUGGAUUCAGGGACGAGUGCCGACCGAUAUGUCUUUGGGGAGGGGGAUAAACUCAAAGGUUUUGGACCCCUUAAUUUUUGGGGGGCCCCUUUUUUUCUUAAACGUUAUUGGAUAAAAGGGAGUCGGCACGUCCCUGAAUUGGAUUUGAUUAUAAAAUUGGCAUCCCCAUGCUAUCUGGGCUAUCAGAAUCAUUUUAAGUAAGCAGUUGUGCUGAAAAAGUAGGCGGUUGUCCGUAAUGAAGAAAUCAUUGUACAAAUCAAAUAAUAUUUGAUGGAAUUGCAAGUUGGUCAUAAUUUUUGUUCACGUUAAUCUUUUGCUUAACCAAUCAUGUAACUGAACUUAUUCAACAAUGACUAUAAAGUUUGAGGCAAAAAAACUGCAUUGCUGUUUUAUUUCAAUUGUGGCUUGUUUCGGUUCCUUAGUUAAUACGUAGUUACAAACGCCGCACUACAGAUUUAUGUAGUCCUGUUAUAUAUCACAGAAAGUAACCGGCGGUAAAUCUCGUAACACCCGCCGGAACUCCGAUGCCCACCGGCUUGUUUUAAAAGCCCUGCCCAGUAAAUCCAUUCCUUUUUAUUGCUUUCUACAGAUGCUCAAAACUGAAUCGAUAUUCUCUGGAAGUUCACAAAAUGAAGAUAAUGUUUUUGUUAUGUCGUGAUGGAAAAUAUGACGAGGCAGCCGAACAAAUUGGUGAAUUAAUUCAAUGUUAUGAUAGAUAUGAACCUAAAAGUCAUUACUUAUAUUAUGAAGCUGGAAAGCUGUUUAGUCGAGUGGUAAGUGCAUUAAAUGCAGGCUUUCUUGCCAUCCUACUUUUCCUACUUUUUCCUACUUUUCUUCAACUUUCCUACUUUUCCUAUUUUUUAUUAAAAAUUGCUUGAUUUUCCUAUUUUUCCUACUUUUUCCUCAUAAAAUCCUACUUUUUUAAGACAGCUUGGGACAGCUAUAACUCUAGUAAUUAGAUCUAUAUAGGACUCGUAAUUUUUAUUCCCUAUUUGUGUCCCAGAUGAUAAGAUCUCAGGAAGAGAAGAAGUACAUUUUCUGAGUAUAAAAUUAGAUAGCAUUUCCAGACUCUGAAAAUGCCAUUUCCGACAAUCUAGUAAUUCUAAAUAUCCAACCCCACCCCCAGUUGAUCAAGCAUCAUAUGCUCCUGCCGCACAGUGUGGAUUAAGGUGUAUGGCGCAGCCAAAUACAUGCACUCGCACACAUAACGCAUUUCAAUUGUGUUGCUGCAGAGCAGAUACCUUACUAAUAUCAAAUUUUAAAAGUUUUGAGGAAAAAGUCCUGCAUAGAUGAAUGUGUACAAAAAAAUAGGGGGCCAGUUUUGUAUAUUUUUGUAUUAUCUGCAUCUCCAAAAACUCCUACUUUUGUCCUACUUUUCUACACAUUUUCCUACUUUAUUCCUACUUUUCCUAAAAUUCUAGUCCUACUUUUAUCCUACUUUUCUACACAACGAUUCCAGAAAGCCUGUAAAUGUAUCUGACAAAAAGCGUUGUUAAAUUAGUACCCUCUGCUCAGUUAAGGCUCUGCAUUACCUAUUGUCUUUGUGGUAAAAAUCAGAUACAGUAACUCGGAUUCCUGACCAAACAACUGUAGGAAAGAUUUGUUAAAAACGAAAGUUUGUAUCAAUGGUUCCGAGGUACAGUAGUUUCAAUUUAUUGCGGACCAAUUGUAGGGAAGUAUGACAACGAAUAUUCGAGAAUUAUCAAGAUCGAGGUUGUGUUAUCUGCCGAAAGUGUGGGUGGGGUAGGUUUGUGGAAAACACUAGGUCAAUUUAUUAAUACAAAGCUUUCGAUCCGUAUGCCAGUUAAUGAUAAAGAUCCGGUCUUACGAAUAGAAAGAAAGCUUGCAAUAAUAAAUGAAGGUGGUGUUACAAAACAAAUCAAAUUAAAUAUGAUAUUAUUACCAUGCAAACAUACAAUGAAGUUAUCAAUAAUUACUGUACAUAUAAUUGCAUACAAUGACGAGUCAUUGCUUUUCCCCAUAGUAUAACAUCAUGAAUGUUUUUUAAUUUAUGAUCCAUGGUAACAUAUAGCGAUGUUUUGUACUUUUGUUGUUGUAGUGUGGACGCAAUCCAUUGGUUCUUCAGCAAACAUUUGAACUGAUUGUCAGAGCACAAACUCUCAGCGAGUCAACUGCUGAAUAUGCAGUAGAAGUAAGUUUGCAGGUUAUUAGCAUAGCAUGACCAGUUGCCAUGGCUAGCUUCGCCACUGUAUACUUCUGAAUGUCAGGUGACUAUUAUACUUUCUCGAUGAAAGGCCUUAAUUUGCGCGGAACGUCGAAAUGUUUUUAACCUUUUUCACGUAGUUCAGACACAAACUACGACAUCUUAUUGUAGUAUACCUAGACUGUCCAGAGCCCCAAAUUUAGAUUGUUAUAGGAUUGGACCGAGGUGUGGAAAUUAUUUUAGGGAAUCGAUAUCGAUGUCCAAAUUUUCGAUUUUGAAACUUGUCAGGCGUAUAUGUUUUAGACGCUGAACUAUAGUUUUCAUUUACCGAAUUUAAUAUUAAUGAACUAAUUUCUUUGUUUGAAGUCAUGCGUGUGCAUUAGGUUUGGCACAUGAAAUGUUGAAAUAAGUUAAUAUAUAUACGACAAACGACAUUCCGUCUAUGACCAAGGCUUUUUCGCUAUUUUCAAUUUUAAUUUCAAAAUUGAAUAUGUGAUUCUUUUCUUUCUUUGGUAGCCACAUUCCAUCCGAUAGUAAUGCUUACUUCCUCUAAUAUUUAUAUUUAUUCCUAGCUUGGUAAUCAACUGGUAAUGCAAAAGAAAGUUCGCGACGCCAUGAAAAGCUAUCGAACCGCCAUGAAAUUAGAUGAAACGAGUGUUCCUGCCUUGACUGGUAACUUUCAUUCUUUGUAUCAUGAAGCUGGUAUUGUGACGUAAGAGUGUAUUAUACGAAAUCUUUAUAGUGUAAUAUUUGUGGGUUUACGUAACACUUUGGUUGAAGGAAUGCCGUAAACACAUCAUCAGUGACAAGGCCAGAAUAAAUUGUUUAAGGGUUGCUAUGGGUUUCACUGGUUGUUCGUUGGAUAUUCAUUCAGACCUGGGGUUUAGCAACUGUGGAGUUUGCUGGCAUUUUCACUGAAACACUGAUUCCUGCAUCAAGGGUGUUCUUCUUACCCCCUCCUCCUGAGAAGUAGACUGAACUUUGACGUUUCGAGCGAACACCUUUCAUCUGGAAGUUAGUAAGGCUACUAACCCCUUUCGCUCGAAACGCCGAAGUUGUUCUUCUGGAAAAUGAUGUUAGUCUUUUUAGGUUUUUAACGUCCUUAUCCUUGUUUAUUUAUUAUAUCGCAGAAAUAUAUGAACAUGAAUGCCUGCAUGCAGGUUGCAGCUUCCUUGUGUAUAGUUAUGGUAAUAUAUAAUUUUCGAUUCGGUUAUCUACCAACAAUGAAUUGACCAGUUUUGUUUUAUAUUAUAGGAAUUAUAAAUUGCCAACUUCUGGAGAAUAUGGUUGAUGAUGCUGAACAACAAUUAGAGUUCUUGAGUGAAAUACAACAGUCGAUUGGAAAAUCUGCAGUUAGUACCAUUUCAAGAACAGUACCCGAAUAUUUCUUUCUGUUAUAGCUACAUAUUAAAUAAAAACACUGCCAUGCAUGUGGGUUUUUGGGGCGGCGAUAUAAGAACAGCCUGAAUACUUGCAGAAUGAAAUCAUGAUAAGGUUUAAUUUUCCUCCUAGGCUAGAUCAGCUCCAGCAUUCUUCAUCAGUUUUGUUUGUAUUGCGCGAUCUCAUCGAUCAAUCGGUUCAAUCUCGCAAUGGAAAGCCUUCAAUGUUGAUGAAUUGAAAACUAAUUAUUCUGGUGUUUGCUUCACACGACAUAAUACAACAAUGAAUUAAAAACAUUUCUUUAUUAAAUCUAUUAAUAGGAGUUGUCCUACCUGGGUGCUGUUUUAGCUCGAAAGAAAGAGAGAAGAUUUGAAGAAGUCAUUGUUUUACUCAAUGAAUCAACUGACAGUCAUUUUAAAGAAUUACAGGUUCACUCUAUAUGUGAUGUUAGCAUGUUUUGAUUAACCUUUACGGACGUGAAAAGAGCGCUUCUACUUCAACUCUACCCCAGGUUGUGUCCGGGUACUCCGGUUCCAUCCUGUAAUAACACUGAAGCAACAAGCGAGGCCUUUACUGGACCUCUUCUGAGAAACGUCAAAACUGAUAGAACUAGACUUACCUAUUUUUAUGUUUAGGGUAUUCCUCUGGGAUUCGAGUACUUUUUGAAGUUGAAUCCUGAAUUCUUAUUACAAGUCAUUGAAGAAUACCUGAUAUUCGCUCCGAAUGAGGUAAAGUUUAGAAUGGCGCAUUCAUGAUCACCAUAGUAAAUACAAUCUGAUUGAAAUACAAGUGUCGAUUUUCUGAAAAAAAAGAUUCUUGGAAAUAUAUUAUUCAGUUAUCAGUCCAUUUAUUAAACCUUUCUGAUCGUCUAUAUACUGUAUAGAGAUAUUUGUGUUUUUUCCUGCAACUUUAUCACGAAAAUUACAUGCUCUGCAUGAUUGAAUCAUGGCGAAUUUGCCAUACAGCGAAGACGAUCUUUAAUCUUUCUUCGUGGUGCUAAUAAAUUUAUUGCAUUGCAUUGCGUUGCGUUGUGUUGUAUUGUAUUGUAUUGUAUUGUAUUGUAUUGUAUUGUAUUGUAUUGUAUUGUAUUGUAUUGUAUUGUAUUGUAUUGUAUUGUAUUGUAUUGUAUUGUCUGUAUUGUAUUGUAUUGUAUUGUAUUGUAUUGUAUUGUAUUGUAUUGUAUUGUAUUGUAUUGUAUUGUAUUGUAUUGUAUUGUAUUGUAUUGUAUUGUAUUGUAUACAGGGGCCUAUAUAGUCAGUUCACUUUGCAGUAAGCUCAAUCCUAAUGGACUUGGAGGUGCAUGCAUGUGCCUGUAACGUUGUAAUGAGCGACGUUUCCUGGUAAUACUUACAUGUACAGGUACUUACCCAGGGCUUACACGAAGCUAUAAUGAACUGUCAUGUUUUGUGAUUGAUACGUUAUUUAGAAACUUAUUAUUUAUUGUGACUCAUUCUUUGGAAAAUUUGCCAGGGUGGGUUGGGAUUAGCCCCUAUGUUGGGAUAAGCCUUGACAGACCCUUCCACCGUAGCUGUAUUCCGUGAUCAGACGUGAGUCAUAAGGUGGCUACUUGAAGAGGCGUCCUUAGAAAGCCUUCGACGUGAUCGGGGUGAGCUGCAUCCUUCGCAAUUCAGCUUAGCUCGCAGCUGCAAAUAAGGAUUAUUAGCACAUCCCCACUUACUAAAACUUUGUGAUUACCCCGUGGCCGCGUGAUAAUUAACCUGGGCAUACAUAGUUUUUUUAUAUAAUUAUACAGUUUGGCGCCUCUGGUGAAAAUCAACCUGGUGUUCUUGACAAUGUCGGUGAUUACUUUGUACCACAGAUAUAUUACGUACAUUUCUUUAUAGCCUCAAAGCAGUGGUCAACCAGUAUCUCCAAUGUUAAAACGUUGUGCUGCAGUGCUUGAUCCGUUAACUAAAGCCACGCCUGGUGUCCUACAAGGACUGUAUUUGAUGGCUAAAGUACGAUACCUAUCAGGUAAUUAAAACAAAACAUAUUUUUAUUUGGAUGAGGAAAAUUGCUGAAUUAUGAUUGGUUGAGAAGUGUACAUGCAGUAUAUUUAUAAUGACGCAGAGAAAAUCUCGGAAGUAAAUUUGUGUGAACGGCAGUUUUUUAAUAGAGAAGGUUGCCAUUUGCUCACAUUUGAACAGCCAUUGUAUAGAGUGUAGAUUGAACGCAAUUUCGGGAUUUUUUGUUUUUUUAAAAAGGUAUACAUGCAGAUAUUUUGUAAACAUGACCUACGUUCUUGCCGAAUAUUGAUGAAUUAAUUAAAACACGAUCCUUUUUGUAUAUAACAACUCCACUGUGUCCAAAAUUGCGUUACAUGUUGGAGGAAGUAGUUGGAUUUUGAACAUUUCAUUCUUUGGUAAUCCAGACCCCGCUGUGCAAACAAACAGUUUACGGGGCAAGCAUGCGUGUGUUUUCAAAUGCUAUCCUUAUUGCUGCCAUGCAGUUAUGUCUUGUAGUGAACCGGCGAAAGUUUUUUAUUUCAGGUGAUAUAGAAACAGCGAAGACGAUGUUGAAUCACUGUCUUGAAAAACAUGACAGAUUCUCUGAAGGACAUUUACUAAUGGCUCAGGUAUAAUAUGUUCUGGGCAUAUUUCUGUUUCAGCAAGAUGGCUGUAUUUUUCAUUCUAAGAAGAACUCACGAAACUUGAAAUUUUUUUUUCAGAUUCAUCUAAAAGACGGUAACUACAGAAUGGCAGAUCAAUCUCUUGAAGUUGGUCUUAGUUAUAAUUUUCAGGUUGGUUUAUGUUUUCCAUAUUUCGUGAUGCUUAUUUAUAUCAACAUUUAUUGUACGUACUGUAUAUGUUUGAGGCUAGCCACAAUAUAAAAGAGCUCAAGCAAACAGGGACACAAGGUACUAAAAUUUAUCAGUGGCAGAAAACGAAAAUUUUAAAAUGUCAUCAGAUUUUGAUAGUACCUUCCCGACAUGCAAAAUGUUAAACGUUACGCUCAAAUUAUAUUAAUAUAUACAACCAAAAAUUUCAUGCAUGGUCUGUUUGAAAUACAUCCAUGGGAAGGAGGUGUAGUGUCCCUUGCUGACUAUGACCUGUCCUUAGCGGACAGUAGCCAUGAAUAUUGCCUUCCAGUGAGUUAGAGACUAACAUUGUCAUGGUAGUUUACCGAUAUCGUGUGUGCUCAAAUUAGGUAAGUGUAAAGGAAUUAGUGAGCUUAAGCAAGUGACGUUUUUGACAACACGAACGGCAUGAGUAACGUCAGAAGACUGGGUCAAGGGCUGUGAUUGGUGAAAAACGUCAACUUUACUUCCGGUCGACGUCCGUGUUGUCAAAAACGUCACUUGCUUAAGCUCACUAUUAUGAUCUGAACCUUGCUCCACACGUAUUAUAUACUGUGCUAUAUUCUUCAUGUUUCUUUUGCCUAAAGGUUCGAGAUUCUCCUCAGUAUCAUUUGAUCAAAGCUUGCGUUCAUAAAAACUUGGGCAACCAUGAAGAAUGUAUCAAGACACUGAAUACAGCAAUGGCAUUACCCGGUGUUAAGAAAGCAAGUAAGGCGUAACACAUUCCUUGUUCGUAACUGAAUUUAAGAUGAUUAAUAAUAUCAUGCAUCUACAUAUAGUCAUGUUGUGGGAAACCACGAUCGGAACUUUCCUAGCAAAAUCGACAUUUCGCUGAGUAAUUCAUUGCAUGGCAUCGUUAAAGGAUUUUGUAGAUGGAAAUUAUCAAGUGUAUAAAUUUAUGUACUGUACAUUUAUUAGACCUAACCAGGAACAGCUGCGAAAAAUGCACCUACAGCUCCCUGGCAGGAAUCAAGCCUGCGGCCCUCACACCAUUAUUCAAUCGAGUGAGAUGCCAACAAAAUCUUGAUAUUUACUCAUGGCAUCGUUAAGGUCAAUUUCCACGCAGGAAAAUUUUCCGCAGAAAGAAAAUUUUGUAAAAUGUGGCCGACUCAAAUUUUCCGUCGGAAAAAAAAGUUGAAAAUUUUCAACUUUUAACAAUGAUAUUUUCGGAAAAUUUUCUGUCCGUGGAAAUUUUUCUUGAGUGGAAAUGGACCUUUCGCCUGCGUAGCCCGCUGUUUUAAGGGGUUGAGGCGCGGGCAGCGCUUUCUGGAAAGCUUUUAUUGCCGCAUCAAUGUUUUCAAAUGUUACCUUGGGGAAACCAAGGUUACAAGGAAGUAUCGUGAAUUGCAAAUCUUCCACAACAAUAUUUCCUGGUAUGCCCAGAUUAUCAGUUUUUCUGUUUAACCAGAUUUUUUUCAAUUCUGGUAUAAUUUUUAUUUCAGUUCCGGCUGGCCAAGGUGGCAAAAAAGCGAGCAGUCUCACUUUAAGCGACCGAGUGUCGGUAUACUUGGAAUUGGCGGGUGCACAUUCACAAUUAAAUCAUGGAGUGAGUGGAAUCGUUAUAGUCGUGACAAAAGAUUCCUGUAGGAAUGUCAAUGUAACUACAGUAUAUUGUCGUUGUUUAUGUAGAUCAUUUACUAACACUUCGCUGUUUCUGCACAUUAUAGCACGAGGCCGCCAAAAUAAUGCAGGACGCUAUGAACGAAUUUUCUGGGACUUCGGAAGAAGUAAGGUGAGUGAUAAAUUUUAAGAAUGUGAAAAUCUUUAAACUUGAGUGUUUAGUUCGGUCGUGGUGUGAAUACAGGAAACCGUUUUUGUUGAUAUUAUAUACGGUAUUUGUCACCCUUCACACUUUCGAGUGAUGGCUAGCUUCGACUAACGAAAUUAACCUCCUAACGGCAGCCUUCACUUGGAACAUCAAAGUGUUUUUAUGAUGAUGAGUAUCAAGAAUAACGGUUUCCAAUAAUUUUAUAAUUUUAUUAUAUGACAAUAACUUCUCAGUACCUCAAGAGCUGCUAAACACAGUAAUGCAAGGCAACGACAUGCAAGUAUCGCUCAAUGGUGCAUGGUGGUACAUGGGAUUAAAUAAAAUUGAAUCGUACUGGGUUCAGGGAGUUGGUUACACUAAAGUUAUUUGUAGGGACAGGGGCAGGCUUGUUUCGCUGGAAUCCGCAAACUUAACACCCUAAUAUGACAUCUAGGGGAUAGCUGAAAACGUCAUGUGGGAGAGGACUUUGCCCGCUGCAGCGCCUCCGGGGGGGGGGACCUUGCCAUUGGUAAGUGAUCUGCUGUUAUACCAUAAGAUAAUUUUUUUUCUUUAGAAUAAGCAUUGCAAAUGCUGACUUAUUCCUGAAACGAGGUGAUCAUAAGGAAGCACUAACAAUACUCCGAUCUGUUACUCCAGAACAAAGGUAUAAAUGGCCAAUUACAUAACACUUUGCAUAACACUUGGUGACAUUUAGGUAAGGAUUCAGUAAUCAAAAUGUUCCAUUGUCUUUUCAUUGUAUUGAAAAUCCCACUGCCCUAAGUGUACAUGGCUGAUCACUUGAAAGUUUGCCUGCAUUUCUAUGAAGAAUUGUACUAAAACAACCUGAAUUUAACAAAUUUUGUGAUAAAUGUGCUGAAUUUGCUUCAUUUUCCCCAGCAUAUGCUAGAAUUCUCUUGAUGUUCCAUUGCUCCCCCUGUCUCGUAUGCCUAUGCCUACUGUUCAUAUAUCAUCCAGUCAUUUAUUGUCUUGACUUAUUUCUGAUAUUAUGGAAACUGUACCCUCUUCUGUGGAUUUUUCAACGUCAUUCCUGUCUUUUCUUCGAUUUUGUAACUGCCAUAGAUAUUACUUUCCUGCCAUAAUAACCAGACUGAUCAACUUUUUUGCAGUUACUUUAUUCAAGCCCGAGAGAAAAUGGCAGAUAUAUAUCUUAAUCAUCGGAAAGACAAAAGACUGUAUGCAAGCUGCUAUAGGUUAGUGUUGCAACAAAUAUUACAAAAUUUGCCAUUUUAUUGCCCAUCCAUUUAUGAGGAACUGUAUGUUCCUACUCAGCUUGACCCCAACACAGGGUUAAUAUGAAAUUAAAAUAUAUUUUCUUUUCUUCCAUCUUUUUAGAGAAUUACAUGACAAAUAUCCAAGCCCUCAAACAAGCCUGUUGUUGGGAGAUGCGUACAUGAGCAUCCAAGAG
Paramuricea clavata is the source of this 12167-nucleotide messenger RNA. The record is from the annotation of a GenBank genome assembly. NCBI's taxonomy places the organism in Eukaryota, Metazoa, Cnidaria, Anthozoa, Malacalcyonacea, Plexauridae.